This is a messenger RNA of Fusarium odoratissimum NRRL 54006, 1233 nucleotides long. RefSeq lists its product as uncharacterized. The record is from RefSeq and is a predicted model, not a curated record. The transcript has a single exon. NCBI's taxonomy places the organism in Eukaryota, Fungi, Ascomycota, Sordariomycetes, Hypocreales, Nectriaceae. Bases 1 to 1233 code for a protein of 410 amino acids.
AUGCAACGCUCAGAGUGGGUGUACUGGACCCACGCUAUGUUUCAACUUCCUUUGACAGCUUCUCUGCUUUCAUAUGUAUUUGUAUAUCAUGCCGUCUGCAUCCCUGGUUUAUUCAUUUCGAUAUCAAUAUUGUUGCAAGUUAAUUUCAUGCUUCAAAUUUCACGAUCCACCAUGGAGUCCUCUAGCAGAUUGGCCGACCUCAAGCUCGUCUCAAAGUAUUACCCUGUCACCAACUACUCGUAUCCUCAACAGCCGGAACGCCCAACGCACUAUCGAAGCCGCUUCUCUGACGAUAGAGCGUCAUUGGGGUCUGAGGGAUCUUCGCCCAGUCUGAUCGACGACCGAACAGACUCGGAAGUUUCUCUGGACGACGACUAUCAGUAUCACGCUCAUGCUACAGAGCUUUGGGAUAGCUUCUGGCUUCCAAGCAAGAGCAACAACCUCGAGGCACACCCAAGAAAGCAGUAUCCAGCUUUGAUUCCAUCUCCUCACCCACAAACCCAACAACAUAUUCAGCAAAAGCAGCAAAUCCAGCAGAUGCCACAACAGAAGCAGCCUGAGCAGCGCCGUAUCAACCCAUGGCCUCUCCCCAAGAGCAUUCAGAACCAAGGCCGAAAGCCAAGUGCAACUUACUCCCCCUUCCCAAAGCCUCUCCCACUUCCACCUCGAAAUGCACCAAUGACCCCAUCUUGGCAAUGCUCUCGAGAUGUGAGGCAGAAGCCUCAACGUCCUCCUCGUCCCCACGAAGAGGUUUUCAUCUUCCGCUCCCUUCAGAACUCACCACUUGUUGCACGCUUUGCCAUUUCUGAAGACUCACCCCGACCUACUACACCAAAGGACAGACGUCCCACGACAUCUCAAGAGAUGCGAGCCCCAACACCCACAAAGAUCAAUUCACACUCUGAAACCGCCUUACGCCAUUCUGCGGGACAUGUUUGUGCAUCCAAAACCCAGCCACCCGCUUCUGUGAUGCGCUCAAAGAAGUCUCUCCCUUGCAUGCGUCCUCUUCCGCCAACUCCACAACCAGAGACGGAAGAGAAACCGGAGGCCGAGCCCCACUCAGUCUUUGAAUAUGAUGACUCUGAUACUGAGUCUGGGAGCCGCUCAUUCUGGUUUCAUCGUCGGUCAGGAAGUGACCAACGAAAGACAGGCCAGCGAACUGCACCUUCAUCGCCUCGCAAGAGACAAAACGAUGUCAUAGGGCGUAUGCUAGGACGACGCAGUCGAGGCUGA